AUUGUCCGAUAGGCUACGUUUUGUUGACAAUAGCACUCUACCAUAGAAUAAAUAAUGUUGUAGAUAUCAAACAUAUCCAGUAUGUCUAAUUAUUUGAACGAAACGCAUUUGGGGGUUUUGCUCAAAUGCUUAGAAUGUAGGAUUUUAUGCUUUUUGUGUGUGGAUUAGCAGGCUAAGUUAGUGUCAGUUUACUUGCUGAUAACAACGGGGGCUUGGACGUCAUUGGUUCUGAAGGUGGCCCUCCGGAGUCUUCUGAACCACGUAGAUCAUUUAUAACUGCUCCCAAAGAGCUAAGCCUAUGCCAAACAGCCCCGAACCUGCCCUGUCACAAACGCCUGAUCCCUGGGAUUAGAUGCCGAGCUAAUUUCGCGCUUUCUGUGGGGUCUUCAAUUUGCAGAGCUCGGAUCCGGAGAGAUAGGACUUUAGCAGACAUAACACCGAAUGUUUGGCUGUGGCGUUUACUCCAGUCUUGUUGGGGUCGUCGGGGAUUAGUGAUUAUUUUCGUCCUUUUUACGCGGGGAAACAUGUCAGUGGCUGAACAAUCCUGCCGGGAUCCUAAUGGACUUCGACAUGCUCAUAAACCAAAAAGUGUUGGGGGAUCUGACCGUAAAGACAACGAAAAGUCUCACCAGAAUCAGACAGACGAGUCCAACGCGGAGGACGGGUCACUGAAGAAGAAGCAGCGCCGACAGCGGACGCACUUCACCAGCCAACAGCUGCAGGAGCUGGAGGCCACUUUUCAACGGAACCGCUACCCAGACAUGAGCACGCGAGAGGAAAUAGCUGUGUGGACGAACCUCACGGAGGCGCGCGUAAGGGUAUGGUUUAAGAACCGCCGGGCCAAGUGGCGGAAGCGGGAGCGCAACCAGCAGGCGGAGCUGUGCAAGAACGGCUUCGGCGCCCAGUUCAACGGACUCAUGCAGCCGUACGACGACAUGUACUCGGGCUACUCCUACAACAACUGGGCCACCAAGAGCCUGGCCAGCAGCCCGCUGUCGGCCAAGAGCUUCCCCUUCUUCAACUCCAUGAACGUCAGCCCGCUGUCCUCGCAGCCCAUGUUCUCCCCGCCCAGCUCCAUCUCCUCCAUGAACAUGGCGUCCUCCAUGGUGCCCGCCGCGGUGACGGGCGUGCCCGGCGCCGGCCUGAACAACCUGAACGGCCCCGCCCUGAACUCGGCCGUGCCCGCCGGCGCCUGCCCCUACGCCACCAGCGCCAGCCCCUACAUGUACAGAGACACGUGCAACUCCAGCCUGGCCAGCCUGCGGCUCAAGGCCAAGCAGCACGCCAACUUCGCCUACCCGGCGGUGCAGAACCCCGUCUCUAACCUAAGCCCCUGCCAGUAUGCGGUCGACCGGCCGGUAUGA
This is a messenger RNA of Anguilla anguilla (European eel), 1364 nucleotides long. It is a transcript of the gene pitx3, whose product is annotated as paired-like homeodomain 3. Gene Ontology annotation, cellular component: nucleus. The record is from RefSeq and is a predicted model, not a curated record. The coding region runs from base 525 to 1364 and encodes 279 amino acids. Lineage: Eukaryota; Metazoa; Chordata; Actinopteri; Anguilliformes; Anguillidae. Gene Ontology annotation, biological process: anatomical structure morphogenesis; regulation of transcription by RNA polymerase II. Gene Ontology annotation, molecular function: DNA-binding transcription factor activity, RNA polymerase II-specific; RNA polymerase II cis-regulatory region sequence-specific DNA binding. The transcript has 3 exons.